This is a messenger RNA of Xyrichtys novacula (pearly razorfish), 21800 nucleotides long. NCBI's taxonomy places the organism in Eukaryota, Metazoa, Chordata, Actinopteri, Labriformes, Labridae. The record is from the annotation of a GenBank genome assembly.
GUCUAGAUUCUGUGUAUUUUUAGACCCAAUUUAGACGUUGCACUUUAACUCAUUAUUCGAUAACUAUUUAUUUCAGAAAGCAACUGUGAGUUGCAUAACUAAUCUCCAAGUACUUGACCAAAAUAAUUAUGAUAGCUGUUAAGCAAUUUAUGGUGUAGUAUAGAUAUAGCCCAGAUUUAGGUUUAGUCUAAACUUGGUCUAAAUUUAGACGUGUGGAAAACUUUAAUUUUUAGACCUGUGGUAGCCUGAUUUUAGACCAGUUGUCUAGGCUACAUUUAGACAUCUAUUAGACCUCUUUUAGACCGAAAAAUGCUUAGUGGGGAGGUUUAAAGAUAACACAAACAGACACAGAAAGUAGGGCAAAGACUAAAUACACAGGGGAGGUGAGGGUAAAUUGACACAGGUGAGAUAACAGUCACAGGUGAUGACAAUAAAAGCACAUAAGCAAAAGACAGAAAAAGCCAUGAAGUAGAGCAACAAGCAGAAGAAAAUGGUGAGACACACAAUGAAGCAGUGUAUGAAAACUUGACAAUAUAAUGAAUAAAACAAAACUUUACAACUACAGGUACUGUUUCCAACACUAAUAUGCAUGUAGAUACCAGUAUACACGUGGAUAUCAACACCAAUGUGGAAACCAAUGCAAACAUGGAUACCUAUACCGAUGUUGAUACAAAUACUAUUAUUGAUACAAGUUCCAAUACCAAUAUACAUGUAGAUACCAAUACCAUUGUGGAUACUAAUACUAAUGCGGAUAUCAGUACCAAUGUUCUAGUGAAUACUGAUGUGAAUACCAUUGCCAAUGUGGAAACCAAUACAAAAAUGAAUACCUAUACUAACAUUGAUACCAAUACAAAAAUGGAUACCUAUACUAAUGUUGAUACCAAUACAAAAAUGGAUACCUAUAUUAUUGAUACAAGUUCCAAUACCAAUACUGUCAUUGUUGCAAAAUUUUCAAUACCAUUUACCAAAAUGAUACCAGUACUGUAAGUAACAUAGAAACCAAAACCAAAAUCAUGUCGUGGAUAUUAUAACAGAUAUCAAUGCUGCUACAGACACUAUAUCAGUUGGGGUCAACUGGGCUAGUCGACCAGCUGUACAUGCCCAACACUAAGAAGAACUUUUUGAGGGCUUAAAGAAUUAAUUUUUGCCGUGCCAAAUAAACAGGGUCUCUAAAAAACGCCUUGGUUUCCAUUACUGGGAGCAUUUGCACUGAGUUUGCUGACCUGAGAAAAAACAGGGAUCCAAAACCACUUACUGUUUAAGACUGCAGACAACUUGAGCAAGAUCAUCUGGCUUUGUAGAUAAAUCUGUGGAUCUUCAUGGAUAUUAUGCAUAUGAUUAAAUCUUUUAUUGGACUUUAAUCAGAACAGAAGAGAACACAGAGAACAGAUUAACUGUCAUCAAAUGAUGCCAGUACUGAUAGGAAAAUCAAUACUGGUCACAAUGGCGUCAGCACGAUGAUUAACUUCCAGUAACUUGCAUUUCUGUUAUCCUACUGGUGCAAACGGAUAUUUAAAGGGAUAUUCCGGCGUAAAAUAAAGUUAGGGUCAAACACGAGUUAGACACCCCGUCAGGAGAUGAAUGUUGCCAACUGCUUGCUUCUCUAGUUAUACUAACUUUAGUAACGAGCGUAGAUAGCAAUACAGAGAGCCACGCGCUCAACCAAAAAGCCACUCUAUAGCCACAACUAAUGCUCAGAACAGCACCUAACUUCAUCAACAGUACAUAUAGGGUCCUAGCCACAGCACUAGCCACCAAACAUCUUUUUAACUUUGCCUGAUUUCUUCAGCAAAGAGACUAAACACAACUCACCCACUCUCUUCCGGCAGCCUCUUGUUUGUACGGGCGAGUCCAUCGACUGCAGCAGGGUGACACAGCUCAAGGAAGAACAUUAAUGAUCAUUUCUUCAUGGAAAUGCAAUCAGACCAAUGCAGAAGAACUACCACAUCUGCAGUGCAAAAUGAUUAAUAUGAUGAUUAUUAAUGAUAAAGUAAUGAUCAUAAAUGUUCUUCCUUGAGCUGUGUCACCCUGCUGCAGUCGAUGGACUGGCCCGGAGGUCUCUGUAAAAAACAAACAAAGAGAGUAGCUGGAAGAGAGUAGGUAAGUUGUGUUUAGUCUCUUUGCUCAAGAAACGAGGCAAAGCUAAAAAGAUGUUUGGUGGCUAAUACUAUGGCUGGGACCCUAUAUGUACUUUUGAUGAAGUUAGUUGAGUCUAACUCAGUGUUAUGGUGUGUUUGGCCCUAACUUAAUUUUACGCCGGAAUAUCCCGUUAAGACUGACCAGGUUUCGUGGCAUCAAGGCACUGGAACAACGUCCUUUAACAAGAGGGACAUUACAUGACAUCUAAACUGUAUACAUACUUAAGGGUUGCAUAGCCGGAGUUGAUCCCCACUUUAGUGAGGUGGGCUACACCCUGGGCAGGUUGCCAGUCAAUUAAAAGGGCUUAUAAAUAGUGAUGACAACCGUUCACUCUCUUACAAACAAACUCACACCUCUUAACCGCACAAGCAGGUCUUUGGGCUGUGGGCAGAGGCUGAAGAACCCACAGAGAACCCAUAAAAGCAAAAGGGCAAUUAUACAAACUCCAUGCAGACAGUCUUCAUCUGACUGGAGGAUUCAAACCAGAUACACCAUGCAGUGAGGCGACAGUGCAAACCAGUUGCUGCUUUGAUACAAGAAUUUUAAUCAGUACUUCAAAGAAACAGUUAAAGAAUCUAUCCACCUUUUUUUCCAGGAUAUUUAACCCUUUUUUAAUAACGGUCCAUGCUUCUGCGUACAAUGAUUUGAGCAGUUGCUAGGUGAAGAUUCUUGGGCAGUGGUUGGUGAUAAAAUUUGUUUGAUUUUUUGGCACAGGUUCCAGAGUAAAAAGCUGUUGGCUCAGUAUGUAGUGUGUCCUGCUUUGUGCUGCAUACAGUUUUUUUUAUGCACCUUCACAUCCCUCCACUCCCCACCCCUCGCCCUUUAUUAUGCCGCACAUGGGUGGACAUGGGACCCAACUAGUCCUGCUCCAGCUGCAUCUGCCUUUGCGCCACAGGGAAUGAUCUGUGUUCGUGUGUAUAUGUGUGUGUGUGCCAGUGUGUGUAUGCAUAUGUGUGCGUGAAGGCUGCCAGAAAAUAUGGGCAGAGGGGAUUGCAGGGGUUCUGCACUCACCAGAGCCAUUCACAGGCUUCAGCAUCACACAGUUGAUUCAGCACCUUGCUAAUAGCGCACACAUUAAACUGCAGCACAUGGGUGGACAUGGGACCCAACUAGUCCUGCUCCAGCUGCAUCUGCCUUUGCGCCACAGGGAAUGAUCUGUGUUCGUGUGUAUAUGUGUGUGUGUGCCAGUGUGUGUUUGGAAGAGAGAGAGAGAGGGGGAGAGAGAGAGAGAAGAGAGAGAGGGGAAGGCAGAGAGAGAGAGAGAGCGGACGUGUGUUAGUGAGUGCUGGGAGGAAGGAUGGCUGCUCAUGUUUGAACUGCCUCACAUGCUCAAAGGAGGAAAAGCCAAGGCUAAAACCCAGAGAAGAAGAAGACGUCUUGCAGGAGGAAACAUCUCGCUCAUCAUUUUUGGAGAAGCAGAAAAGGUUUGGCAAUGCCUGCUGAAGUGAAAGAGGUAAGUGUGUGUGUACUGGAAUGGCUCUAUUUGAAAUGUACCCUCCCUCUUUUUUUGCCUAUCAGGUUUUUUUUUUUUUGCCUGCAGAGAACUGUACACCCUGCACAGCUUUUGCAUUCUGCCUCUGUCAUGAUCAAUGAAGGAGGGACCAAUCGCUUCACCUCCUCGCCUCUCAAUGCUGCUGUUCGGUGCAGUCUCCUUGUAUGCAGGGGGCUGGGAGGAAGGAUGGCUGCUCAUGUUUGAACUGCCUCACAUGCUCAAAGGAGGAAAAGCCAAGGCUAAAACCCAGAGAAGAAGAAGACGUCUUACAGGAGGAAAAUGCUGCACACACUCUGCUAAGUGUAUUGCCGUGAUGUAUCAGAGAGGCAUUAAAUCUGACCAUGCAGCAUUUAACUAUUUGGGGAUCAGGGGAGUGCAAAUCUGCUACCAGAAACUUUGCAAAGGGAAUACCCAUCCCUCUUUUUGUUUUGACCUGUCAUGUUCAAUCACUGUGUUCUCUAAAUAGACCAGCCUGGUUGAAUUAUGCUGAACAAGAUGUGUUGCGUAAUGGACAAUUGUCUCUCUGCAGGAAACAAGUCUUAAAUAAGAAUGAAGGAUAACAAUGCACAGUGACACGUUCUGUGAAUUUACACUGACCAGCCUGAGCAUGAGUGAUUCAACAGAUAGUGGAGGGGCAGAUGAGUUGUGACAAAGUUGUCACUGAUGUUUCCUGACAUCAGUGGACUGAUGUCGUGUUUUAUUAUCUCUCAGGCGCACUACUCUUGCAGUCCCACUGUUGAUAGAGUCAAACUGCCAAUUAAAGCAAGUCUUCCUUCAAGUUUGAUCAAUCCAAACUGGCCUUUCCCGGCUGAUUAAACCGUAAUUGAAAGCACCCAUUUUUCAGAUUCUCUUUUCCGUCUGUGAAAUGGAUUUGAGACAAGUUUGAGUCAUGACUUGUGACUGUCAUGCCCUUGAGCUGGUUACUGAAAAAUUUGAAAUCACCCAGCAUUAAAUCUGACUCUGUGCUCCCAAAAAUAAUACCCUGGCUGUAGCUGGCCUCAAUACUGCAAGUGGAGGGGAACAAGAUGCUAAUCAUGUCAUCCUGUCUCCUGCAUGGCUGCACCUAACAUCUAUAUCCCUUACCUCCUUUUUUUUUAAAAAGCAAAGUCAGAUUCAGAAUCAUCAACUCGACCUAUUUGGCUCCACGAGCAUGCAAUUUCUCCCAUGUGACCCCUUUCAUCUGCUCGUCCCUCCGACACAUUUUGUACAAUGGAUAUGAGGGGCUCUUGUGUUUGGUGAGGUGUUUGAAAGGCGAAUCAAGCUUUCUCUCCACAUUCACUGCAGCCUGAUUUAAUGCAGAGGAGUUUGAUUCUCAGCACUUGUUCAGUUUAAUGCCGCAGCCACAGUAAAAAAGAGAGUUUGGGGAGAUUUUAAAAGCUUAUUUGUUUCUUUUUUUUUCACCUCUGUGUAUUUUGUGUCCACGCUAUUUAGUGAUACAAAUCAGGUGAGGUGCAUUUCUAUCAUAUCUCUUUAGACCAAAACUGGCUCUGGGAUUACAAAUGAAGAAUUUAGGAAUUAAACUGUUCAUAAAUGAUGCAGUGAAUUUGAUUUUCUGUGAUUUUCUUUGAUUUUGAACGAGUGAGUUAUUUAAAUGAGCCUUGACUCACAGAAGGAGGCCCUCAGACAUAAAAGCAGAUAGAUUAGAUAAGCAGAUAUUGAUAGAGAUUAUUAGAGCAGCCAAGCAGAUCUUUGGAGGACAGGAAGAUUCCGUCUGUUCAUUUAAAAAGCCGCCUAACAAUAUAUCCAAUCAACCUUCCCCAGAGGUGUUUGGGCCCGGAUCAUCUCCCCUCUGGUUAAUGAAAAACAUUUUGUUCGAGAGACAAAGAUAAUUUAAGUUCCACUUGAAAAGGCAAGGAAAAAAUUAGAGAAAUGUCCACAUGUUGUAGCAAAAUAACAGCUGGGGGGACAGAGUUAAGCAGAUGUGGCGGUUAAUCAGGACUCCUUAUAUCACAUGACUUGAAAGACAAGAAGUAAUGGCUCAUGUCCAGUCUCAUAAUAAUGUAACUGUGCUUUAACAAAGGGCUUUUUUUAUACCUACACAAUAAGAGGGGGUUCAACUGGAACAAACAACCAUAAUUAUUAUUAAAAAGUUAAUAUCUGCAUAAAGAAGCGGCAUUGUAGCAUAGCAAAUAUUAAAACUAGUUUUGUUUGGUCCUCUUCUUUAGACACAGCAGUCUGAUUUGCAGUAAUUCAACCCCCAAACUUGCAGAUUAAGGGACAAAAUUCUCCUCUCUGAACUCAUCACAACAGUUUAAACACUUGUAAAGUUGGAUGACAACUUUAUCUAUUUAAAAAAAAAGGCUUGAGGCAAAAUUUACACAAAAAUUCAUCCUGAAAGUUCAGACAUUGCAUGCUUUGGCUCCAAUAAAUGACAAACCACUCCAGUGCACAUUAACAACUCAUGCAUGAACGCAUGCCUCCAUUAAAACUGAUGUAUCAGGGAUAUUUUUUUAAUAUUAUAAACAUCACCGAAAAUGAAAUGCAGUCUAGUCUGCAGAGAAGGAUGUAAGACACUUGAGAAACCUUUCAUCUUUAUGGAAUAAAAGCUGAAUUUCAUCUCUUUUAUUGAGUUAUAUCUCUUAAUUUCUUUUUUUGCUGUCCACAUGCGAUCACUGGCGGGAGAGCUCUGUGCUCGGUUGAGUAUUGUUUUCCAUUUGACAGACUGCCCAAUAAGAUUACAGCCAGCAAUAAAGAUUAAACACACAGAAAAUGUCUCUCAUUUCUCAUAAAUGUAUUUGUCUUCUCUGAGUUUAUUGGCAUUUCUCAGUCUGAACUCAAGAGUGCUUGUUUCAAGUUACUGAAACAAAUUAUGGGGUUGAAAUGAGUUUAGCGCUCGUCUCACCGCUCAUUUUUAAGCAUUAAGUGCUGCUCCCUUAUCAUGUAAAGACAGCCUUGAUUACAUGGUGGGCCGCUGUAAAACAAACACCAAGUACUUAAAGCUCCUCUGACGACUUUUGAGUCGGUUAUGAAACUCACAGAAAUUAAUACAGUUGCCUUCUUGUGACCUACAAAAUACAACACCAUGAGUGAGAAGAUUAUUCUCUUUAUAGUUAUUUUUAAUUCCUGGAACUGAUGCCACCGGGUUGAUGUCAAACCAGGCGAUUAACAGCAUGCAGCAGAGAAAGACUUUGUUUAUGUUUAUCACGGCUCACAGCGUGUGAUACGCUUCAGUCAAAAGACAGCAGGAUGACUUUUUCUGUGAGGAAACGCCACUUAUGUAUGUUUGGGAUGGGAUCAGCGUGGUAAAUGUAGUGCUUCCAUCGAAGGGGAAGACGGAUCAACAGGAAAUAGUUUACCUAACUGAAUAUCUGUUUUGUUUUUUUGUGUGUUCUAGGAGCAGAGUGCAGAGGGUCCUCCUCCCCCGCUGUCUUUGUCCCAGGAGGCUAAAGAAGCAACUCUUGAUAACCCAUCCACUAACGAAGAACUGGACACGCCCACCUCCAUAGCCUCUGUCGUGACCUCGACCAAUGAGAGCUCCACAGAGACAGACACCCCACAGCAGACUGACACAGAGGUUCAUAUCAUCGAUGUUUGUUUGAGAUUUUGAUCUAUUGAUGAAAAGUACAGACACUAGAGUCCCAGAGCACUUAAGAAAACUUUUGGGGACAUUCCACUUCUUCUUCCUAAAUAAUAAUCAACUGUUUUUAACUUGUGAACACAUAUUAUGUUAUAUAUUUGACAUCAAGUUUUCAGUGUUGUGACUUAGAGAGUCCAAAAUAACAAAAGAGGUUUUUGAAAAUAGGAAGAGGACUUAAAAAGGUUUUACUUUAGUUAUUCAGGAUGAGUGUAAUAGACUAGCUUUAAAUCUUAAAAUCAAUUCUAUUUUUAUAAUAUGUCAUCAUUAACCCUCCUCCUGUGUUAGGGUCUGCACUGACCCUUUUUGUUUUUAAAUGCUUAAAAGAACCACUUAAAUUAGCUUUUUUGCAUCAAGACUUUAUGACUUUGCCAGGAACCUCUAUUUCAAUAAAAUAAGAAUAAAAAUUUAAAUUGACUAAAUUAUAAAAUGCUCUUAUUAAAAUUAUGGCACUUGUUGUGUUAGGGUCGCUGUUGACCCGGUUAGAUCAAUAUCUAAUAAUUAGAGCAAAAACUGAAAUCAUAAGUUCACGGUCAGGCACCACACUGACAGUCAGAUCCUCUUCCAAUCAUGUGAGAUUUAGGAAAUUCUCAUUUUUCCAUGUUUUUUCCUCCACAAAAAACAACGUCGGGCAUGUCCAGACAUACGAGAUCAAUUCAGUAUGUCUGUAUGAGGGGUAUACUGAUAAAGAAAGGCCCAGAGGACCACAACAAAAACUAUUAUAAGCAAUAUUUUCAUGGAUAAUGAAGCCUAACAAGGUAACCUAGAGAUGAGAACCAACUUGGAUGAUAGAGAAAUGUUUUAGUGUAAUUUACAGCUGAUUUAAGACACGGGGUCAAAACCGACCCUUAACAUGGUGGGUGCGCAGUAAAAGCUAACACAGGAGGAAGGUUAAAGCUCCUGUGUGGAAUUAAUGGUUUGUGUCAGCUCUGGUGCCUCUGAUGAACAAAGCGAUGAUUUGCUGAUACUGUUAGGUGAUUUGAUCAAUAAAAGGACAUCAGUCUUAAUGCCAGUCUGUUCCCAAACUAGAGAAAACCCCUCACAGAAGCUUUAAGUAAUACUUUCUUUCUGGAUUAUGCCUUAAAUUGGAUUAUUAUCCGACAAUCACAGACUUUGUCACUCCCUAUAAAAGUGUGUUCAGUUUCACAGUCUACUGCAACCAAAUCACUGUGUUUCACUCAUACUGACAGCGAAAGAAGAGCACUGCACCCUUGAUCAAUGGUACCAUGAAUUCUUGAUGCGUUUCAACACCAUGUGCUUUCAAAAGUACAAUCUGCAGAAGGCAGUAUUGAAAAUUACUAAACCUUGUGAAAAUGACAGAGCAACAGCCUCAUUUUCAACCCAAAGCAGCUGUGAAUGACAGAGAGAGAGAAAGAGGGAGCAGUAGUGAAUAAGUAGCGAGGAGACAAAGAGAGUGAGCAAAUGAAAACAAAGGAGUGAAACAGAAAGUAAGAAGUUAGUUAUUAGGAUGGCAAAUAUUUUUUUGAACCUUCUGUGUGAUGCUAAAUUAUGUGUGCAUGAUAUUACAUUCUGUUGCUGCAAUGAAACAAUAUUUUUUAUUAUUUUUAGUUUUAAAUCCAAGUUCAAAUCUCUAGUAUUGAGACAUCCCGACUCUGUUGCUACAUGUUCAUGUGUUUAUGUGCAUAAAAUAACAAGUUCUGCUCACGCUCUGAAGAGUUAAAAUCAAAAUCAAUUUACUUACCCGGAUAAUUAAAUUUACUCUGCUUCUAAACAGUGGCUGGACCUCAAGUUGUUUCAUCAGAGUCCAAUCUAAACUCGUUUUGAGUGAGGAGAUUUCAUUAUUUUUUGGCAGCAAAGAAGAAUUCAUUAUUUAUAUUUUGGCUCAGAAAGCCAGAAAAAAAAUCAGAAUUGAUAAUGAUUGAUCAUCACUGUGAGAAAUUAGCAGGGGUUGGCUGUACACUUUUGAUGAGAGAUAAACACACACUGUGGGGAACAGUAACACUUCAGUCCAUUCCAAGUAAAUUAAGACCAAAUUGCUCCUGCUCUGACUAAAAACACACCAAUUUGGUGGCAUUUAAUCGGACAGAGAAGACCUGAGACCUUUCAGACGAAUGGGAUUUUAAAGACAAAGUUUAAUUAGGCUUUUGUGGAGAUAAUAGUUGUUGUGCAUCAAUCUUUGUAGGAGUCCAAAGCUGUUGAACAAGAAGGUGUCGAACAAGAAGCUCCCAGUGAGACCCAGGAAUCCGCAGAGACACAGCAGGAGACCAUCCAGACAUCAGACACACCAGAGCUCACAUCCACUCCAGAAGUCCAGGAAAACACUCCCACUGAACCUGCUGAGCAACCUGUUCUUGAAGUGAAAACGGAACCCUCCGAGUCUGUAACACCCACAACAACGACCUGCGUCACUACAACAUCCCACCCUGAGGUAGCACAGCAGCCCGGGGAGCCACAGCUGGUGAACUCGGACAGGCAGAGCAGAGUUUACACCCUCCCUGACAGCUACAGAGGCAUCAGUGGUGACUUAUGUGCCGGGUAUGGGAGCCUGUCACGCAACACCCUCCACGGCUACUGGCCCACCAAGAACUACCAGCCUGGGGCUCACUACACCUUACCCUUCCUCAGAGACAGCUACGCUCCUGCAGGACUCAGCAGCCAAUCAGAGGAGGAUGUAAUUGGCGACCGGGGAGAAAACCCACUGGAUAUGAAGACUGACCACCCACCAGCUGCCAGUUACCCAACACUUGGCGGGAUCCACCAGUUCAGACCAAUUACAACUAUGGAGCUCCUCAGGGAGCCCUCAAGAACCAGGUAAGAGGAUGCUGCAUUGGAUCAAGCUUUAUUUAUAGAGCAAGAGAGACUCUGUAAAUGGAUUUCAAGUACACUUGUGGUUUCUAUAUGAUGCCCGGAUGUUGGGUCAAAUACAUAUCAGCUCCUUAUAGACUUCUAAAGGGCCGAGGCAAAGUAAACUGUAGAUAUUUAUGUGCUUUGGAAUAUACUCUCUUAGGUACACUCAGGCAGCGCUAACCUUGUCCUUUGAAGUACUUUUGGGAUGUGGUGUGUUUAUUUGAAAUCAAUCUGUUCUGUCCCAUUAAAGUUUUAGUCUGGUUUGAAAGCAGACAAGGAAGGUAGAGGGUACUCAGUCUUUGUCACUGGAACAUCAAUAUGGUCCUCGAUAAUGAGCUCACCUUUAGCAAAGCUUCGUAGAGAGACUCCAGAAAGCCAAUACACCUUUGAUUUUAAUAGCAAGAGUAAGAUAGUUCAGUUUUUAUGAAAUGGGAAUAGGAGGAUAUGGUGUCGAAAACAAUAUUUGGAGGGUAGAAAUGACCAAAUGCUGAAAAACCAAGUUCAUUAAACUCCAAAGGUCACCAGAUUUUUUAUCCUGGGAAUAUUUGAGUAAACUGUAUGAUUAAACCUUGUCACCCUGGCUAAUCAGCACUGGAAUUACUGAUUGUCUUAACUAAUUAUCAUUACUUUUACUAUUGCAGACCCAAAAUGCUGGUCAUAUGUUGUGUUUCAGCCUAUCACUAUCUUGGCCUGUACGUCCAGUUAAUGGCUACAACUGUAGUGCUAUUGCGGUGCCCUACUACCUGGGUUUAAACAAGCACAGAUGACAAAUAGACUUUCAUAGUACGGUGUAGUUUGGCAGUAUUUUGAUAUAUAAAUGGAGAGAAAGUUUUAUGUAGGCUGUGUCUGGUUAAACAGGUUUAGAAACUGAGUGUUUUCUAAGUUUGGGUUGAGAUGGUUGGACAGACUAGGAGAUAAGUCCUUUAAGAAUAUUCCUGAUCAGUGCAUUUUGUUUCAACAUUUCUUCUGCACACUCUAUAAAGUUUAAAUACAGCCAAAGGAUGUGUAGUUUAUGGAAAACAAAAAUGCUAAACCUUAUUUUGUUUUCAUGUCUGGCCCUGAAUUUGAUUAAUCAUUUGACUUCGAAUGCAAUCAUGGAAGCAAGCCAGGCCCAAAAGAAAGUUCUAUAGAAGUAAAAAUAUUUAGUUACAAAAUGAUGCAACCAUUAAAUUACUUCCAAACUAAUUUUAUUACAAAAGACAUGCAGCAAUGGUGAUAUUUAUUAGAGUGGGUAGCCAUCAAACUACAAAGUAGCCUCCAUUCUGUUACCAGAGAUCAGCCCGGACAAUAGAAAGACAGAUGGACAGCAGUUAAGCAGCAGCUGGUAUCAAUCAGGAAAGGCGGCCUGCUGCAAAGUCAAUAAAUAAGGAGGUUUCACCUGUUAUUGCCUGCCAGGAGCUUUUCCUUUGCCCAUAUAAAGUGACAGAGCUGUUUAGAAAAGCUACAAGCUACACACUUAUGCUGUUAAACUCAGUGAAGCUCAGUCUUUAGGCUCACAAAAGCCUUUUAACCCACCUUACUCAACCUGUGGAACUUAAAAUGAAUACUUUGAAAAAUUGGGAAAUACUAUCACCCAAUUCUGUGUUCAUCUUAAGCUUAGAAAAUCAAUACCCAUUUAUCUUUUAAAUGUGAGAAUACAGCAAAAAAAUUGAAAGCACUAGGAUUGUAAGAAUCAGGGGACAUGUGGGAGAUAGCCAGGUUAGCAUCAGGGUUUGAGGUAUGGAGAGAUGGCUUUGGGCGGGUUUGCUUGGCAUUGAUGCAGGAGGUGAAACAGCUAUAAGCCACUGACCGAGUGUUUAGGUUUGAAGUAAAAGGAAACCAGGUCAUCAAAGGAAAGAAAGCAGCUAGGAGACAUAAAACAAAAAUUCAAGAAUUUAAGGAAAUGGACAGAUUUCCUGGCUCUUUCUAAAAGAUUCAAAACCUGCCUUGAAACUUUUUGUCUGUGUCACUAUUUAUAAUUGUCCAGUGAGUGAUUCAUUUGUCUUUUAAUUUAGCAAAGAAGCCCAGGUGUUAGCUCCAACCCAGCAGCUCUGGAGUUUUGUUAAACACAUUUUUCAAUCCAUUGUUCUGUAGUAUUGUGUAUUUGUUCAGACACUGUGGCACAGGUGGUCUGCCAGGUUGAUCUAUUAUGGGCUAGAAGUUCAACAGAGAUGGGUUUCAUGUUGCAUUGUUUCAGGGGUUUAACUGAAGUUAUAUUGAUGCUGUCUAUGUCCACCAGCAGCCCAUUUUGCAAAGCUUAAUUGUCCAUGGAGACUUGUGGGAGUAGUAUCCUCAAGCAGAUAGUAUGCAUUAUUUAGUAUGGAUGAUUUUCUAUCACUGCCUCCGCAAUGCUUAUGGCAUUGGUCACUGAAACUGUGUUGGUGUUGAGAAUGUGAUCUUUAUAUUAUACUUGCUGCGGAACCUUGGAGGGGAUCAUAUGUGGAAGGAGUGUCUGAUUUCUGCCUCAUCAAGCCCUACGUAAAGAGAGAAAAUCAAUGUAUUUCCUAAAGCACUGAUUAAGAUGAUGUUCUCUUCCUUCUCAGGGGUGGCUACGAUGAUGCCUUCAUGGCCCAGCUGGAAGGGAACCUGAACCCUUUCUUUCAAGCCAUGUGUCGUGCUCAGACCUUGCAGUUCCCUCACAAACGCAGCAGCAUGGUCAGCCUGGACAGUAUCCGAAGAGACCCACGCUGGAGAGAUCCCAACCUGCAUGAGGUGAUCUCGAUGCUCACCCACCCAAUGGACCCAGUCAAGUCCAAUGCUGCCGCCUAUUUGCAGCACCUGUGCUAUGAGAAUGACCGCAUCAAGCAGGAGGUGCGCCAACUGAACGGCGUGCCAAUCUUGGUGGAAUUACUUGACCACCCUAAAGCAGAGGUCCACCGCAAGGCCUGUGGAGCUCUGCGUAAUAUAUCCUACGGCAAAGACCACAAUAACAAAAUGGCCAUCAAGAACUGUGAUGGCAUCCAAGCUUUAGUCAGGCUACUGAGGAAGACAAGCAGCGUGGAAGUCAAGGAAUUAGUCUCAGGUAUGGCAUGAUUCAGGACUUGUAAUAUGCUACCCUUUAUUUCACCUCUACAGGCUGUGUUCUCUUUACCUUGCAGGCACACUGUGGAACCUCUCCUCACACGAGCCUCUGAAGAUGGUGGUCAUCAACAACGGGCUUCAAACCCUGACCGAUGAGAUCAUCAUCCCACACUCGGGAUGGAGAAGAGACUCGACUGACCCUUCCAAAUUGCUGAGUGCUGAGUGGACCACAGUCUUCAAGAACACGUCUGGAUGUCUCAGGUAACCAAAUGAAAAGAGCUACUGAAAGCUUUCUUGUAAUGGAAUGAGUUCUCGCAGCUUUGAUAUUAAGUUGUCUCUGCAGGAACGUCAGCUCGGACGGAGCAGAGGCUCGGCAAAGGUUGAGGGACUGUGAGGGGCUUGUGGAUGCGCUUCUUCAUGCUCUUCAGUCAGCAGUCAUCAACAAAGACACUGACAAUAAGGUCAGUGAAUUCAUCACACGAUAUCUGCCAAGUUUGUCGAAUCUUUUUGUAAAGGUAUCUUUAAACUACAAAAAAAACCUCUUUAUUUGUGUAACUGUUUCAGCUGGUACCAAUCUUAGUAGGAAAACAAGCGCAAGAGUGUCUUUAAGACUUUUAGUCAUUCUAGACAUUUUAAUGCCACACUGUGAAUUUGAGUGCUUUUUUACAAGUGGUACCAAUCAGUGGUGAUGCAUUAGGACUCACAUUUGACAGAAAAUAUGAAUGCAGAAGAAUUUAAACUCCAUCGCUUUAAAAAUCUGUGACUGAAAUCUCUGUCGUUGUUCUAGUCGGUGGAAAACUGUGUCUGCAUCCUGCGAAACCUGUCCUAUCACGUUCACAAAGAAAUCCCAGGAACAGAACGGUUUCAAGAGCCUCAUUCCCAUCACCUAAUGAAGUCAGUGGGGCACCAGAAGAAGAAGAAUGAUUCAGACUGUUUUGGUGGGAAAAGACCCAAAGGUUAGUUGGUCAUCAUGCUUGAAGACUUCACAGUAAUCGUUAUUGCUUGUAGUUUUUCCUGCUGAUUUGCCUUUUGGCAAAUGUUGUAAACAGUUGUAGAUGUCUGAAAUCAUUUUCUCUGUUUGAAAUUUUCAUGUAAUUUCAGGGUGUCCUGUCUUCAAGCAAUAGUUUCACAUUUCUUGGCCCUUUUCUGUGGCAUAAGCCUGAAUAUUUCAUAACUGUACACAUCCAGGAGCUGAAAAUUAAUUGUGCUUGGCAGAAGAGUGCUAGACUCACUUGUAUUUUGUUACAUUGGUUUCAUGAUUUUUAUGAUAUUAAACUGAUGUAACAAGAAAGAGGAGUCUAACACUGUGAAAUAUUUGGUUGACAUGUGUAACUCAUGCAGCUGCUGUGUUCAUUACAGACUUAAUCUUGACUCAGUGUGUGAUCUUUCUUUUCUCUUCCCUCCAAACUGUGCUCAUCAGAGGAGUGGUUUAAUCAAGGUCAGUCUGCUGGUUGCUUUUCUUUUCAGCAGUUUUAUCGUGACUUGAUUCAUUGUUGAAUUUGCUGACAUUUUGUGCCUGUGUACUGAAUACUGGUGUUUGUGUUUGUUUGUGUGCAUGUUUGUAUUUAUGAUGUACAGGUUGGAAAAAUGGAUUUAUGGACAGAAAGUACGGUACAUUGGAUUUACCAAAACGUACUGAGCAAACUAAAGGUACACUUAAAAAAAUAAUAUCCACUUCAAAAAAGAUAUUUAACGGUUAAAUGAAGAGGGACUGUAAGUCGCAUUUGAACACAAGUAGCUGGGACACAUUAAUCAUUUUACAGGGUAGAUGAAUCAUGAAGAGUAUUCAUCAUUUAUCAAGAUUAAAGUCCAGCAUCAGUGGCUGCUUUCUGUUAUUUGCUUUGUAUGCAUGACGUUGGCAUGGCCUGAAAAAGAAAUCAUUGAAAUUCAAAGCCACACAUCAGCACCUGCACUACUUGAGGAGAGUUUCAUUACUAAAACAAAAUGACCCACCAACAGAAAUACUGAUAACAUUUUUAUCAGGCAAAAUCCAGAGGAGGAAAAUUUUCUCUGGCAGGCACUGGAAAUUGCUCGAGAUAGAGCAGAAGCCAUGGUCACUUCUAUAUUUUUUUCAUUUUGUCCUGUUAAAGUUUGUACUUUUUCUGCAGUCUUAUACCUUUUCUAUAAUGGUGGAUUCACUCUUUUAAUAGAAAAAUAUGUCAUAUUAGUACAGUAGGGCUUAAUGUGUGUAUGGAUGCGGCUGUUGUUGAAUUGUAGAUCAGAUUUAAGCUUGAGCCUCCCACACUCCAGCCGGUGAAUGCAAAUCAGAGUGACAAGCAUGUUACGGUCCAGGGUCAGCUUUAUACUACUCACAGCUAUCCAGCAGCCUUCACUGGCUCAGUGCAAAAAAGCUCUGCAGGAUUCUGACAGGCUUGUAAUAUUCAGGCAUAGAUUUUUGUUUGGGUAUAUUUCAGUAUCCUACCUACUGACCUUAACUUAUCUUAAUUAAAAAAACGUUGAGCAAAGUUAACAUAUUAGCAUUCACACAGGACAAAGCUUUCUUUUAUGCUCUUCGCCUUUUAUCACUGCCUCGGUUUCAUCACCGACUUCCUCUCCCUUUCUAUUUCAGGCUUAGAGCUGCUCUACCAGCCAGAAGUGGUGAGGCUCUACCUGUCUCUUUUAACCUGCAGUCACAACCACAACACCUUGGAAGCAGCUGCAGGAGCCCUGCAGAAUCUUGCUGCAGGACAGUGGGCUGUGAGUGGAUUAUCAGUUACCUCCUUUAGCCUUUACUUUUUAUGGAUAUACAAAAUGAUCUUUUAACCAAGGCACACUUUGUUGGCAUACACCAGCUAUUUGUUUUCUUUGACACUUAGACAGGCACCCAAAAUGAACUGUAUUAAUGUAGGGUUGCCAUGGUAGCUAUAAUCAUGUCCUUGUCUCCUCAUACAACACUCAAGGAGCAGAUCAUUUGUCUACAGAUGCAAUGAUUGUUAGCUCUCUGCUGUUUGGUUCAAAGCAACUGGAAACCCGAAGUCACAUCAUUUUCAACAACAACAACAUAGAAAGCAGCUAAAAGGAUUUGAAAUCUUUUUAAAAGCUCAUGUGAGGAGCCUUUUGCAAUGAUGAAACAGGCCUAGAUUUAUAUUGAUGCUUUUUUUUUGAUAUCCUAAAGAAAACAAGACCAUCUGCAACAUGAUAGAGGAUUUUUCAUACCCUAAAUUUUUAUGCUUAACACCAGCGCGAGAGGGUAGGUAUGGAUAAAUGAUACAUUUAACUGUUACAAGUUAGCAGGAUUAGUGUUUUUCAGUCAGAAGACACUUUCACGCAUGAAAAGGGUAAAAUUUACAUAAAUCAAAGUUCCUCACAGGAGCUUUAAACUCAAGUUUGAAACAAAAGAAGUUGAUGGAGUGGGCUGCUCAUGCACCACUCUCUAGUGUGCAACACACAUUUGUUGGAAACCAAUCACAGAAAUAGUCAUAUGGCAGCUAUCUGGCUAUUUAUACUCAACAUUUGCAUUGUCCAGACUCCAGAGGUGGUUAUCAGCAAACAUUGCUGUUGUGAGCAUAGCUGAAUUUUGAGUAGGAGAGUGCGGUGUUGGUUAUUCAUGAUCUGUUUCCAUCUGCAGGUGCUGCGCAUCAGGGAAAAGAGUUUAGCUCUAUAAUAAAUAAAUAAAAAAGUGCUGGAUAAUGGUGGAAAGAAAACAUUCGGCUUUGCGUUGAUUACUUUGGAAAUGAAAAUGAAUGUUACCAGUGUUACCUGUGUGUGCUUAUUGUUUUAUUACAGAGUAAUUUUGGGAAACUAGACAGUUUUGCUUGAGCUCCAGCUACUGUGCUGUUUACUAUUUCAAGAGGUGUUAAAGAAUACUCUACAUGCUAUCCUGCCAAAGGAGAAAAGGUGCAUUGGUUCAGUACAAGGUCAGGUUUACCCUUUACGUCUCGCUGCAGAGCUCAAAAUUAGGCCCUCCCCAUGCUUUACACGGGGGCCGUAUGCCUAAUUAUGUUUUCCUAUCUGGUUUUGUUGCUUUGCUGAGACUGCACCAAUGGACAGAGUGUGCAAAGCAAGAUAGAUUUGGCAUUGAUCAUCUUAAUCCAGCUGGACUGUCUAGAUUGGUUUUGUCACCACUGUGCAUGAUCAAAAAUCACUUUUACUGCUAUGUUCCCACAGGCCUGUCAAAUUAUGUGCUUUGCCAAGAUAUACUGGCCAUGAAUGUCUGUUUAAUUUAAGAUCAAUGCCAAGGCUGGGCCCAGAUUAAAAGAGUUUAACAGUCCUUUGAUUCUUGAAAUCAAGUUGCAUCAUACAUAGGGGGGCAGUUAAAGGAGCAGAAUUUGAAUCUCACACAUGGUACAGUUGGCUCUUUAUUUUUCACAUAGUUAAGGUUUUAUAAGUGGUUUUAUGAGUUGGAUAUAUGCAGAGAAAUAUCACUUUAUCAUAUAUUGUGUUUAUCUUGUAGUGGUCAAGCUACAUCCGAGCCACUGUGAGAAAAGAGAAAGGUCUGCCUAUCCUGGUGGAGCUGCUACGCUCAGAUGUGGACAAAGUUGUUCGAGCUGUGGCUAUUGCUCUACGCAACCUGGCAAUGGACAGACGGAAUAAAGACCUAAUAGGUGCAGACUUAUAACUCUCAUUUAUAGGGGCUCAACGCCUGCACACUCACUUCAAACUGUAUUUUAAGUUGUCUGUCUGUUAUUAUAGGAAGCUAUGCCUUGAGGGACCUUGUUGGUAAUCUGCCAUGCGGGCAGCAGCAUCCAGCAAAGAAUCUUGAAGGAGAUACUGUGGUGUCUAUUCUGAACACCAUCCAUGAGAUCAUCACAGAUAGCCCAGAGAACGCCCGAGCGAUUAUCCAGGGUCAUGCAGUGCAGAAACUGGUGGCCAUCAACAAGUCAAGGUCCUUCAUGGCUUUUAACUAACCUUUAAACCUAAAUAUCUGGAUAUAAACAAUAGCAUAUUAGUAACACAGCUUACUGCUCUGUUAAUGUGUUUUUUACUGCAGCUGCUCAGUGCUUGUUUGGAUCCCUAACACAGCCUUGAAGUGAAAGCUCUUGAUAUUAUAAAUGCCAUACCCAAGGGCAAUCAGAAAUUGAUUUUAAUCAUCAGGACAGCAUUGUCUCCAAGCUCUACUCCAUUGUUAACAACAAUGUCUUAUGAUUUGUUGUCAGCCAAUCAGCACGGGAGAUCAAGGCAGCUUCCCAUGUGCUCCAAACAAUCUGGGCCUACAAGGAUCUGAGAAACACUCUGAACAAGGCAGGCUGGACCAAGAGCCACUUCAAGGUAUUGCAGUGUACUAUGAUCUUGUACAUCAUUAAUUUGGUGAGGCAUGACUUUGUAAACCCUGCUUAAUGUGGUUCGAGGCAAAAUUAAUAGGAAAUAAGGAUUUCCGGUAUGUUUUAACAAAAAGUAGGCAAAAGGGAAUUUGUUCUUGUUUGAAUCAAGAAAUCUGUGUGUUAUAUUCUGAGAUACAUAAGCACAGAAACACAGGAUGCCCUGUUUGUGAAGUGUAAAAGGGGACAAAAAAGUCCAGCUGGUAGAAUCAUGUGCCCUCUAUACACAAGGGAGAUCUAAGGUGUGCUAAUUUCCAAGACCGACUUCUUUUUGAAAUCCAGUAUGAUGUCCUAUGCAUUAUUUUGGACAGUUAAUAAAUUAGACUUUAAGGAAAGCUUAAAUUUCUAGUCGUCAUCCAGUAACAAUAUUAUUUUUGUCUUUCUAAGCCAACAACUACAGGAGUGACUAAAAAAUCCAAGAGUGGGAAGCAGGGCAGUGAUGACAUCACCUUGCCGCUCAUGGACAAAAAUCAAGGUCAGCAAAUCACUGCACGCAUUCCUCCUGUCAGCAAAAUGUUAUUAAACCAUCAUCCCAAUGAGACGAGUGUCCUCUAGCUCUGAGAACAAAAACUGCUUUUAAACAGACCAGGCUUCUUGUCAUGUCAGAGAUGGAGAGAUGGGCAUUUUUAAACCCCAGACCAUAUUCUUCAGAACAUAGCCUCAAACCAAUGAUGUGCUGCCAAGGUUAUCAGUGCACAGACUUGGCUUAUUAGCCCAGACUGUGUUUUCCCAAAGGCAGGGCUGGCUCAUGCAUCACCAGUCACAUUUCAUUUUAACGCUACUCCAAAGGGCACUGACUUCUCCACGUCAACAGCGACCUCUGGCUUUCCUCUAAACAGCCAACUACUCUCAAGGCUUCCUUGUGAAUUAUGAACGAAGCUUAAACACCCUUUGAAAAAUGAAUUCAGGGAUACGGGUAUAAACUCCUGCCAAUGAAUUAUUGAAAGCUUUUGGAAAACUCAUUUGACUUUAAGGGGCAAAUGGUCCAUGCCCUGUCUGUGCAUCAGGUUAGAUCUGCAGUACAUACUCUCAAAACAAGUGCCCCAUAAAGAUGUUUUAGGUUCCCCCCGAAAAGUUAAAUGUAUAACCACAAAACUAAAUACAUCAUUAUGUUCAUGCUUAUAUACAAUGCUACAUACUAGUUUCUGACUCUGUCUUGGUUAGUCAUUAUUACUACAUUGUUUCUCAUUUUAAAUCAGUAAGAUUAGGCCACCAAUACCCUCAUCUUUGUAAAUCCCAGAUAAAAAUAUGUAGCUAAGAUACCAUAGAGUAUAGUCUGCUAAUGACUAUAAUUAAUGUGAGCUAGCUAGCACCGUUCUUAGUCAUGCCUCUUAAAUAGGAAGAAAAAAUCACAAAUGAAAACCAAAUGAGGGCAUAAAUGUGGAGCUGUUUCUCUAUUAAUACGUGAAUGAUAUACAGCCUGUUCACCAAUCUUCUUUAUUUUAAAUAAACAUAACUUGACGUUUUCAGACAAUGUUAGCUACUUUUUUGGCUUGCAAGAGUUAAUUAAGCCUCAUAGCAGGUUUUAACUGGUGACCAUUUACAGCAGAUUUAUUUCAUUUGAAUAAUUCAUUUUACUUAAAGUGGGACUUUUAUGCUUACUUUGGCUUUAUGUUGUCUCUCUGAGGUUCUUAGCAACUUUACAUAAGAUACAAUUCAAGAAAUUUGUAAAAUAUUUCAAGCUGUUGUGUUUGAAAACCCUAUUAUUAAUGUUUGUCUGGGAUGCUUCAUUAAAGGCACUGUCCCUUUAAAUUCCCCUCUGUAUCCCAGAGCCCAGCAUUCUAGAAGCUUCCUUCACUGUUGUCACGCAACAAAGUUGUGUUUCUUUUUAAUAAAAUUACAAAUUUGCCCUUUGAAGGAGAUUCAUCGUCUGAUGAUGUCACAAAUUGAUUAAAUGUCAUAUUGAUCUUGUUGAAUUGUUGUCUGACUUUUUGAACAAACCAUUCAGAGCACCCUGUAGUCCCAUCUGGGAAUUACUUUAACGCACAUUAACCUUGAAAAUGGAAACUUGGAAAUGUAUAGCACUGACGGCCAACAUUUUAACUUAAAAUUAGUUUUCAAAAUAUUUUAAAAAAGCAUAACACCAAAUCUUUAAUAUCUAUUGAGAGUGUCGGCCUGUAGUUUUGUCGCUGAAUUAUUGAACUCACCAUUUCAAAAGAAGACUAGUUAUUGUAGAUGACUGUUCAGCAUAAUCCCCCCCAAUAAAACCAUUUACGUACAUGCUUUUGUCUCCUGUCUUUUUCUAAAAUGUUUACUGCUUUUACAGUAUGUUUAUCCUUUAUCAUCUGUCCUUGCAGAUGUUUACUCCAGCUUGGAGCCAAAUGAUAGAGUUGGCGAUGGAAAAGCACCUGUUGUGGAAAGAGACGCACUCCAGGUAAUCUACUACUUGACUGUACUAGAUGACAUGACAACACAUUGAAUGAUAUUAUAAUUAGAAACUCAGUGAACCUGAUUUUAUUUCUUAUUUCUGUAUGAAAAUGAAGCAAGUAGUGAGACAGUUUUGUUUACUUUCUUACAAUUUGUUUUUAUAGAGCUAUGUUGGUGUUUGUUUGAAUGCAAGAUUGCUAACGCUGGUUGUUUGCAUGUUUCCCAACCUAGGCGAUAAGUGAGAGAAAACACUUCAUCAGAGCUGGCAGGCCUGCAGUUGGCCUCAUGGAUAACAAACCUCCACCACUGGACUCCUGGGUGUAAACACGACAACACAGCAAGUCGAGCCUGUUUAAUCCUGUAAAGACUCUUUCCAUUGGUGAAAUACACAUUUGUGCCAUUUGAUCAUUCUUGUACAGACAGAGAAAGUUAACCAAUUUCAACAAUUUUCUUUAUUUGCAGGAAAGAAUGUGCCAAACAUAUACAUGUAUUUAUUAUGAAGGCUAUUUGGAAAUAGAUUUUAUGGAUUUUGUCAUUUAGGAUGUUGUACAGUCUAUCUGAAGGUCAUGAUGGAUUGUGUGCAACAUUUGAAAUAGCCUAAAUAUGCAAACUGUGGUAAAUCAUGACUCCAAAGAAUAAAUUAUAUGUAAAGAUUAAAAUUGUACUGGUAGGUAUGAGAUAAUGUAUAACACUUCUAGUUUGUCAAAUGAUUAAGGUCAGUAUGAUAUGUGACACCUGUGUCUCCGAGGGGAGAUGAUAAUGUGAAAUAAUUUUCAUAUCAUCAGGAAAUAAUGUUGGUCGGGGGAGGGGGUGUUUAUUAAAUUAACCAUUUGGGAAUCAAAUAACUCUUGACAAAUCUGCCAUCAGAUUGGACUGUGCAGCCAUUAGCUAAACCUCUCUAUUCCAUUUGUUUCAGGAAAGGCAAAAUGGAGUUGUAAAUGUGUAACAAAGGACUGUUAAUAAUCUAAAUGAAGGUAUUUAUAUUGUAAUAUUUAUUGUAAUACCCAUGUUAUUAAUUCAAGGUUAUGGAUGUGUAUUAGCUAAUACCAGUAAGUGAUCCUACAUUAAAUACAACUCUGCUUUGCAGUGGUCCUUUUUGCAUUGCGAUGUUGAAUGACAAAUGAAAAUAAACCAUGUGCAUAUUUCUCAUUUUCAUUUGUGC